UGGUUUGUUUGUGUCAGUAUACAUAGAGAAGAUAAAAAGCUUUGUUUUAAAAGGCGGUGACCGAGUUUUCACACACCUUUUCUUUCUUUUUCUUUCAUCUAUCCUCUUCACCACUGAUUGGCUCGUUAGCUUGGGGGUAUAGUAGCCUGAGCUCAUUCAGUCUCUUUGUCAUCAUAUUUUUAGGUAAAGUCGUAUAAUAAGGCAGUAGGUUCAACAUAUCUUGCAUCUGACGCCUGCCAUUUAACAAGAGUUAUAAAGCUGCUUUGCACAAAAUCCCUUCAAAGUGAUUUUAGGAAUGACUAAGAGCUGACAAAAUGGACCGUCAAGAAUUUUCAAGUGGAUCAUUACAUGCGUCAAGAGUACUAAAAGAACUUUCAUUGUUCCGCCAUUUUACUGCUCUGUGUGAUGGCACAGUGAAGCUCACUGAUGGAACUGUGAAAAUUAGCAAAGCUCUCCUAGCUGCUGGAUGUCCAUAUUUCAAGGUUCUCUAUGAGUUUGAGGAGGAAGUGCAUCAUGGCUCCUCCACAACUGAGCCAAAGUUGGAGAUUAGUUGCAAAACAUUUGAGCUCAUACUGAAUUUUAUAUACACGGGUAAAGUCGUCCUAGACAAUGAUAAUAUUCAAGACAUCUUACAAGCAAGUGACCUCCUCCUGAUGUCAGAUCUAAAGGAAUUGUGCAUUGAGUUCUUGAUGAACAGAAUUGAUGUGGACAACUGUUUGGGAAUACUUCAAUUUGCUCAGCAAUUCACCUGCCCACGACUUGUUCACUUUGCUCAAGACUUCAUAUACGAACAUUUCAGGCACAGACAAAUAGUACGUACUGAAGAGUUCCGUAACCUGAGUGAGAAGCGUUUGAAGGACCUUUUGUGUCAAGAUGGCCUUAUGGUAAAGUCAGAGGUGGAUAUCCUUACUGCACUUGUGGUGUGGCUCAAUUCCAACCUCACGUCAACUCCAGAUGUUGAAAUUUUGGUUACCAGCUGUUUGCGGGAGUCUUCAGAUCUGAACUAUGAUCCAAAGUUUCAGCGAGCUUUACAAGAUCUUCGGGCUGCUAAUCCUCCUUGGGAUUCACCCGGUGCAGUGAGAGUGUUGGAUGCACUCAAGAAAACGAGAAGAAUUAGAUCCAUUAGAGAGCGUGGCAUGAAGACAGUGUUGGCUUGUAGUGAUGAUGAUGGCAAUAUUUUCCUGGUAGACAUCCUCAGUUCAGGAAAACAUGCAGGUGUCCAUGUGCGUUUACCACCACCUUGUCUUCCUAGGCUGAAACCAUCACUUGUUGUGGAAGGUGGAUAUCUUUUUGCCCUGGGUGGAAUUAGCAGAGAUAGAGUGCUUCAGAGUGAUGUUCAGCGCUAUGAUCCAGAGUCUUACAGCUGGACUCUCAUGUCUCCGAUGCCCGAUCCUUACUGCUCACCACGAGUUGUAGCUCAUGCUGGAAAGAUUUUCCUCAUUGGGGGUUAUGAAAAUGAUGAAGAAAUUGAAAUACCACACUUAGAUGUAUUUGACAUAUAUGCUAAUAAAUGGAGGUCACUGCCGCCCAUACCUAAUGUUCGUCGAGGGGCAGCAGUCGCUGUGGCAGAUGAGAAAAUAUACUAUAUUGGAGGAUCUCCAUGGAAAGAGCUGCCAGACGGUAGUCCAUUUUACAGGGUAGUAGAUGCUGUAGAAGCCUUCUGUAUUAAAGAAGAGGUUUGGGUUGCUGGACCCCCACUCAAAGAACGUAGAAGCCAUGCUACAGCAGUUACUCACGGUGGAAACAUUUUUGUCAUUGGAGGUGCCAGACCAAUUGAAUGUCCAAGUGUACAGAGUCCGGUCAAGGUGACAGGGACUGAAGCUUUCUUCUGUGAUUCUCAGAUGGGUUGGACACCAUUGUCUAAGCUUCGUGUCCCCGGUGAUGCCAAGAUAAAUACAACAGCAUUGGCAAAAAAUGGACAUUUAAUAAUUAUAGGAAAAAGUGAUCGGUCUGUGUACAAGAGAAACAAUUGCUUUGUAAUGGAAAACUCUGGUUGGACAUUAGCUCCAGGAGCUGAGAGUAUAUUGACUUCAGGUUCACACACAUUCAGUAGCUAUGCUCUUCUUGUCUUACCCAUAGCUGCCAUGCAGGAUUUAUUUUCAGCAGAUAGUGAAUGAAAUGCACAGUUGACAACAUUGAAAUAUACUGUAAUCAGCUUUUUUUAACAUUAUUUUUGUUAAGAAUUAACAGUUUGAAUAUUAAUUGUGUAAAUAAGGUGCAAUAUGUCUUCUUUUAUUAUGUCAUAUCAUACACAGUAAAGGUCUUUUUAUCCAACCCUUAUGGGACCUGGGGUAGAUUGAUUAAUUGAUAGAGUAAGCUACUUGGAAGGAGUGUUAUUAUAUAAUAUUUGGUUCAGUGAACAGUGCUCACCUCCUGUCUGAACAGUCUCUGGUUCUUGUCUAGGAUGCCCCCAAUCAACCCAGCUGUUAAUAAGUUCAGUGCAGUGUUGUACCUAACUUUACAUAUGGAGAAGUCUAGUUUGUCAAGUACUGUACACUGCUGGCCAAAGUGUGUGUAUACAAAAAAGGGGGGGGCAACAGGACUCAGAUUCAUAGUGAAGCAGUAAUGUAUAAUUUACAGUACAGGUUGUACCUCUCUAGUCCGGCAACCUCGGGACCUGACCGGUGCCGGACCAUGGAAAUUGCCGGACCAUGGAAAUUCACCCUUUUCCUGGAUAGAUAGUGA
Molecule: messenger RNA, 2685 nt
Organism: Homarus americanus (American lobster)
Lineage: Eukaryota; Metazoa; Arthropoda; Malacostraca; Decapoda; Nephropidae
Product: gigaxonin-like
Exons: 9
Coding region: 315-2117 (600 amino acids)
Molecular function (GO): protein binding
Source: RefSeq, a predicted model, not a curated record